AGAGCAUCCAGUCAACGGUGUAUACGUGCCACUGAAAUAUCUACGCGCUUGCCAGACUCUACCCUGGCAUACUCAUAGGGUCUACCUGGGCCAAGGAUUUGAGUGGCUCAUCUUACUAAAUUAGCGUAUUUCACGACAGUCAUCGAUAGUCCAAAAUGGCGAUGAGUCAGUUAGACGUAAGAUUAGACUGUACUAUAAAAUAAACUUGUGGUAGGCGUAAGAGCGGGAGUAAAAAUGUCAUUUACCACGUUACUGCAGUUCUGAUUUUAGUGAAUGUGAAAAAUGCUAAGUGACACGUAGUUUAUAAGGAAAUGAGAAAAUGGUGAAAAGGAAUUGUUAUUACUGGGAUGGGUUCACAAACGUUAGAAAUCCUUCGACAGGGAGUCUGGGCGAGCCUGACAGGCGGUUGGUUCUAUGACCCACAUCUUGACGUAUUUUCCAAUACCUUCCACCUUUAUAUUUGGUUACUGCUUCUCUGCUUACCAUUUACCAUAUAUUUAUAUUUUCCACCAACGUUAUAUGUAUGGCUGGCAUAUUCUUCAUCUAUAGUGGCUUUGUUUGGUACAAUAAAAUGUGUAAAUCAUGCACUACACUGUGUCUACGAUACCACCGAAUGCUUAGAAGAGCCAGGUCAAAGUGUGAGUCAAGUGAAGGCAGAGAGUGAAAAAAAACGAGUGCCAAGAAAUAAACGUCGUGAAACACCUCAGGAUCAAGUUGAUUUGGGUAUAGAGCUUCAGGUUUUGAAUGGUAAAACUGAUACCCCACCAGUCGAAUGCUCGUCACGAAAUUCUUACAUUGAGCCAAAUGCUCAAAAUGCAGAUGCUGAUAGCAUAACAUCUGAAUAUAAUCGAGAUAAACCGAGUUCUACUAUAGAUCUGAAAGUUGAGAUACAUAGAAAGAAUAGCUCAGAAAGCUCUGAAGAGGCUCAGCAGCUCGGUAAGGCCACUGUUACAAGUAUCAAUGUGCACAAGGCGGAACUAUUUUCUACUCAAGAUCAUGAUCGGCUCAGAAAAAGGUUCAAUGAUUGUCGACUGAUGCGACAGAAGUGUGUUGUAAUUGCAGAAGAAGAUCAAACAGGAUCCCGAAUGCUUUCACGCUAUUCUUCUAAAGACUCGCGCAGUCGUCACUCAAAGCAAGGAAGUUUGGGUAAAACUGGUUCUGAAAGCCAAAUCAAGCAAACUAGUUCUCUUGAAUUAGAGCAGCAUGGGGAUGACUUUCCCUAUUGGAAAUCAAAUCAGAGCGUCCGGCGAUUAGAUUCCAAUUCCAUUCCAUUGGAAACACACUUAAAUGCUGAUCAUCCUCAGAGUUUAGAAAUUAUUUCUAAAAAAGAAGACAAUGAAAAAAAUGAGAUUCCAUCUCAUCCGCAGUCGCUGGAGGUUAUUCCUAAAAAGCCACAUCAGCCUCUUAUGCAUCCACAAAGUUUGGAAGUUAUUGGUGCAACCAGUAAAAAUGCAAGUUCCAAUGACGACAACAACCUUCCACUUCACCCACAGAGCCUUGAAACUAUAAAUACAAAAAAGGUUUUACCACAAAACACGUUGAAAAGGAACCAACUGCAGCUGUUACCAUACCUCAGUUAUGGUUCAGAAAUAGUCUACCCAAUCGCGGAGCAAAGCGAUGAACAAUUCCCUAUGGAAAGUUCAGGAGGUUUUAGCCGACGAGAUUCAUACAGUCCCCUACUUGUACGACAAAUGAAUGAAAAUGGGGCCGGAGGAGUUAAUAGGGAUAGAAGUCUCAGCACCAGUGGAUUUGAAGAACGAUUCACAAGGUUCAAUGGAGAUACAGUAAUUGAUAACGACUCUGCGAACUCACGAGAUGCUCUGCUGGACGAUACUAAGACUAACGAUAAACGUAGAUUUAGUAACACCAGUCAGAGUAGCCAUGAAUUAUCUGACGGUGAAAGACACAAAGAGAAACAGCAAGGAAAGUGCAAAAAUGUUGAGGACCCCUUGUACUCUGCUAGUUCUGGUUUUGAUUGGCUUUUCGAACAUACCGACUCUGAAGUAGAACCAUCACAGAGUCAAAGUGCGUUUUGGAUGUUUACUCGAUCCGAUGAUACGGACACUUCAGAGAGCCUACAGACGGCUAGCACUGAUUAUCUUCAUGGAAAAGAGUUGGACUCCGGAUCGUCUAGCACAACAACAUUGAGUAUCGAAAAUGAGGUGAAAAAAAAAUUACUAUCCCAGGUUGAAGUGGACUGUAAGCGUCAUCAAGGAGCCAUUCCAAAACAAUGUCGUGCAAAGAUACCUGUGGAAUCUAAUGUCGAGCAUUUACCAGAUACAGCGCCUACUCUUAUUAAACCUAAACGAACUCUAGAAGUUCGUAGGGAAAGGGAAAGAAAGUUUGAACAAACUAGUGGUUCGAAUAACGAACUGAGUACUCUAUUACCUACUCCAGCCCCACCAUUACUGGCGGCUCUGCUUAGUACCGGUAGGGACUUACCUGGCCAAUCUGGUACACUCUCGGAUUUGAGAUUGACUCGAAAUACAGAAUCCCGGAAUUCGCGAUCUAAACACAAACGCCUAAAACGAUCAAACAGAACGCAUAGAGGCCCCAGAAGUAACUUACGUGAAGACAAUUCAGUGCCCUUAACUGCCUUGGCCAGUGUGAUUUCAAAUAAUAAUUGUCACUUGGCCACGAGCCACAAUGACACCACCGAAGGUGCUGUGCAUUGUUUUCGUGACGAGAAUGGCCGCUGGUUAACGUAUACGUUUGACGAAAAAGGAACGGGGAUAGCAAAUACUUCUCAAAUUGCAUCAAGUGGGAAUGGCAAAUUAUUAAAUACUUUAUUACGUCAACAAGUGUAUCAAAGCUUACAUUGUGACGAAACUUGGGAUCUAACUAAUUCGUUAGCCAAGAGUUACAGCACCUUAUCCCUAAACUCAGCCGCGCUCACAGUGAUAAUUGAUACCCCACCAGUGUUAUCAAGUCCUGUGACAAACCAAACAAAGACACAGAAUGUAGUGCCCUCUAAUUUAGUUUCGUCAAGUGCAGCAGGAUCCAGUCAAUAUGUACUGGAUAGUUCUGAAAGAGAUCCAUUUCGGCAUGUACCAUUGGAAGACCGAAAUCGAAGACUAAAUCUGCGUAACAAUUUGAAUCUAUUUCCUGCUGAAAAUGGAACUUCCAUACCAGGUUUAUCACUACUACCUGCGCAUCAAGAAGCCGAAACAAAUACGAGUUUAUCAUGGAAUCGUUUUAUUGAUGGCUUGGAUAUACCCAAUGAUGCUAAAGCCAAACAAUCAAAACAUUAUUAUAAGUGGAAAAUCGGAAAGCUACCUCAUAUCAAAGUCCAUUUUGAUCGUUUGGCUUUAUUAGCUUUGUUGGACAGAAAUUUAACAAUAUUCGAAACUGUGGUGUCUACAAUUUUGGCAGUAGCUGUUGCUAGUUUAGGAAUUUUACUUUUGCAACGCGAAUAUUAUCGUGACAUUUUUGCAUUUAUAUUUUGUAUUGUUAUAGCCAGUUGUCAGUAUUCGUUAUUAAAAUCAGUUCAACCCGACGCUGCCUCGCCAACACAUGGAUUUAAUCGUAUUGUUGCAUUUUCAAGGCCUGUAUAUUUCAUCAUUUGUACAGGAUUAGUUCUAAUACUCAACGAAUCUCUUGACAAUUUUCAAAGUUCCGAUUUUCGUGUUUAUGGAAUACUCGUUUCUGAUCGGGCAGUUGUUGUACAAAUAAGAAACGUCUUGCUUAUUUUCCUUUUGUGCUUUCCCAUUGUAUUUUCAUUGGGACUUUUUCCACAAAUAAACACAUUCCUAAUGUAUCUUUGCGAGCAUGCUGAUAUCCAUAUUUUCGGCGGGAAUGCAACGACUGGCCUCAUUUCUUCUGUUUAUUGCCUUUGUCGCAGUGUACUGACAGUUCUUAUCCUAUAUGGUUUCGCUUAUGGUGCUUUAACUGAGUCUAAAUCAUCUCAGCACAUUUUGUUUUCCAUAUUUAUUGGUUUACUUGUAGCUGCUUCGUAUCACUUGAGCAGAUCUUCUUCAGAUCCUAGUGUAGUUUGGGAUAUAGUUAAGCGAAAUUUAUGGCCUCCGGAAUUAUAUCUGGAAGAAAGAGAAGUGAAGAUUAUAGAAAAUACAUCUCACAAAGAUGAUCUAACUUCUAAAUACAGAGACGUUAAAAUUCGAUCUCUGGGAACAAAAAAAGACGUUAAAAUAAAAGUUAGCGAACAAAUUUCAGAUUCAGAACUGAUCGAUCCUCUACCUGAAAAACUACGUUCGACUGUAAAUAUCAGACUCAAGAACGAUUUAAUAGUAUGUACUGUAUUAGGAAUUCUAUCAUUUGCAAUUCAUUGCUCAACAGUGUUCACCGCAUUGCAACCAGAAUUAAAUCCGGUUCUAUGGAGAAUCGCAAGUUGUUUGGGAUUCUUGCUUCACUAUAUUAUGCCACAACUCAGGAAACAGUUGCCAUGGCUGUGCUUAGCAAAACCUGUAUUGAGGAGUCACGAACAUACUCAGUUUGAAGUGAAAGAACCUGCUAAAAUAAUGUGGUUUGAAAAGGCUUCCGUCUGUCUUUGUUUUGUCGAGAGAAAUAUUUUAUAUCCAGUUCUAUUUUUAGGUGCUUUGACAGAAUGUUCCCCAGAUAUUGUCAAAAAAUUUGGAGAAGGUAUAGGUUCUCUUAUUGUCGUUAUUUGCGGGAUGAAAGCACUGCGUUCAGCAUAUUCCGAUCCUUCCACACGCUAUCUUAUCCUCGUCUUUACUGUUUUACUUUUUAAAUUUGAUUUUCGAGAUAUUGGAGAAACAUUUUUAGUCGACUAUUUCGUAAUGGGAAUUGUAUUCUCCAAAGUCUAUGAGCUUUUGUUAAAAAUACGAUUUGUUGUCACUUAUAUAGCACCAUGGCAGAUAACGUGGGGCAGCGCAUUUCAUGCAUUUGCACAGCCUUUUUCUGUCCCACAUUCUGCAAUGUUAUUUUUACAAGCUGGAAUAUCUGCCAUUUUAAGUACUCCAUUGAAUCCUCUGCUGGGUAGUGCUAUAUUCAUUUCUUCCUAUGUACGACCGGUGAAAUUCUGGGAACGAGACUACAAAACGAGAAGAGUUGAUCAUUCAAACACUAGAAUGUCGUCCCACUUGGAGCGCAAUUUGGGUGCCGAUGACAAUAACUUGAAUUCCAUAUUCUACGAACAACUUACAAGAUCGCUCCAGCACAGUCUAUACGGAGAUUUGGCACUUGGACGUUGGGGUGGAGUUACUCAAGGCGACUGUUUUUUACUUGCAUCUGACUACCUGAACUGUUUAGUUCACAUUGUGCAAUUAGGAAAUGGCUUAGUCACAUUUCAAUUGAGAGGGCUUGAGUUCCGAGGAACCUAUUGUCAACAGAGAGAGGUUGAGGCCAUAUCAGAGGGCAUUGAGGCCAAUAACAACUGUUGCUGCUGUGAGAUGGGCCAUUUUUCCAAUGUGUUGAGCGUAAACGCCGCGUUUAGUCAGCGCUGGCUUGCUUGGGAAGUAGCUAGUAGCAAGUAUGUCCUGGAGGGUUAUUCAAUCUCUGAUAAUUCUGCAGUCUCUAUGCUACAAGUAUUUGACUUCCGGAAAGUUCUCGUCACGUAUUACGUCAAGAGUAUUAUUUUCUACGCAAUUAAAUCUAGUAAGCUAAUGCAGUGGCUUGAAAAUCCUGAUAUCAUUGAGGCGUUGAAACCGACAUUGGAAAAGAACUUUGUAGACCUUGAUCCUGUUUUCAACAUGAACAUUGACGAAGAUUUCGAUUUUCGUGCAAGCGGCAUCACCAGAAGUAGUUUUUGCAAUGUUUUUUUGGACUGGAUACAAUUCUGCACUGCGAAACGUGACAAGUUAUUGGAGAGAUCGAGAGAUUCAUGUCUAGUAUCGCUGUGUUUUGCAUUAAGUCUCUUAGGGCGCCGUGCAUUAGGUGCAGCAUCUCACAACACUGUGUCUAGUGUUGAAUUUUUCCUGUACGGAUUACAUGCUCUAUUCAAAGGAGAUUUUCGUAUAACGUCAGCACGUGACGAAUGGGUACUUAGAGAUGUAGAGCUGUUGCGUGGAGUAGUAGCAAAAGGAGUUAGAAUGGCUCUAAAGUUACAUCAAGAUCACUUUAUGAGCUCUGAAGAGUACGAGGAGACAGCAGCCUUGUAUGAUGCAAUUGAGGGUCACGAUCGAGGACUUGUGAUUAGCCACGAAGCAGAUCCACUGUGGAGAAAUGCAGUACUGGGUGGAGCACCAAGUCUUCUCGCUCUUAGGCAUGUGCUAGAUGACGGAAUAGAUGAAUAUAAAGUGAUAAUGCUGAAUAAACGUUAUCUCAGUUUUCGAGUAAUCAAAAUGAAUCGUGAAUGUGUCCGUGGACUUUGGGCUGGUCAACAGCAGGAACUUGUAUACUUGCGCAAUCGAAAUCCUGAACGUGGUUCGAUACAAAAUGCCAAGCAAGCUUUACGUAACAUAAUUAAUAGUUCUUGCGAUCAGCCAAUUGGUUAUCCAAUUUAUGUGUCACCACUGAUGACUAGUUAUGCUGAAACAAAUGAGCAACUGUGUUCGAUAAUAGGAGGGCCGUUGAGUCUAGGCUCGAUUAAAAACAACGUACUCAAAUUGUGGCGAAGGGUGAGACGGCGAUGCGGGCAGGGUUGUUCGUCCGGCGGUACUGGUUCACAGGAUGAUGGUGGAUUUGGUACUGAAGGAGUUCACGCUAUGACCACAUAUAAUAUACAUUCCGGUUACAAUCAAUCUGGUCACAAUACAUCGGGUUCACAAUCCAUGGAUUCAAGUUGUCAAAUUGGAGGCUCCGCAGGGCGAGGUUCACUUGGUCGAGCAAAUACAGGCUCUCUCGGAGGCAACCGUGGUUCCUUGGCAUCAGUUGGAAAGCCCACAAGUGCAACAUUGGCUAGUUUGGCCGGAUUGCUGAGCAGUGGAGAUAUAAAAGCUGAAUCUAAAAGCGAAACUAGUUUCACAAAUAAACAAGAAAAAGACGAAGUCUUCCAAAGGGUUCGAAUCGUGGAUCCAAACCAAGUGUAUGAUGCAAUAAAUUUGGGAAGAAGGAUUGAUGUUACAUGGCCAGAUGAACGAAUGAGACAGCAAGGCGGUCGUUCUGGAUGGCAGCACUGGGUUCCUGAGAAAGGCAUGGAAGGUUGUAUAGUACAUCGUUGGUCACCAAAUCACCGUGACCCCAAUAGACGAUCACACGUUGAUAAAGUUAUAUUACUUGUCAAAAUUGAUGAGAAAUAUGUCCCUGUGGCAGAACAGGGUGUACAAGACUUGGGUGCCGAAGUGUAACUAGAAUUUUUAAGGUUUUCGGUAACUCUUGAUAACCUACAAGGAAUUAUUGUAAAGUUUCCUAUAACAAUAAUCUAUAAACUUGUCACAUUCAUUGCCAUUGCCUAAUAAGUUUUGCAAGACUUGUGUGCAAAUGAUUAGCUAUGUUACUUAGAGUAAGAUUUAUUGAACUAGAGCAAGUUUGAGAGAUUAAAUAGAGUUGAUAUAUUUCUUGUUUAAUAUUAUUCAGUCAUUCAAAAACUCCGUCUUAGCUCUGAUUUUGUAAUCAAAAUUAUAUCAUUUCAUAUUUCUUUAAUUAUCGUUGUCGUUUCAUUGCCCAUGAGUGCAUUUUUCCUGUAAAACUGUAAUUGUAUAAUUUAUAUUCAAUCGUUUUCGUAAGACAGUCUUACGUUUUUAGCUUCGCGGAGUUGCUAUUCAUUACAUUGCACUAUCGAUUGAAUACUUUCAUGAAUAAUUUCGUUAGUAUCCAUACGUAAGUACUUCUUUACAACAUUUACUUGAAGAUCAAUAUAAAAUUCUUAAGUUAUCAAUGAUUUAAAGUAGUUGCAUUUUGACUUUUGUUUAAUUAUUAUGAAUGAUGUUAACUUUACUGUUUGAAUUUUUGGAAUGAACAACCCAUCACUUGCUUUGAUUUGUCAAAAAAUAAAACGUUUUAAAUAGAUGGAAUUCCAAAUAAUCGAGUAAUUAGAAACUUUCAAUUUUAGGCAAACAUUUUCAAACCAAUAUUAAAUGAAUAAUAAAUUUUUUUAAUUUAACAUUUUACAUUGUAUGAUAUGAAUGAUGCCUCUUAAAUUCAGAACUUAUCCAAUAUCGCAGAUGUAAUUUGAAACUGAAAAAUGAAAUAUUUUAUUCAAUUAUUAAUCUUUUAAAGAAACUAAAUAGUUUGUAAAAUACCAAUUCUUUUCGCACUUUUAUCAAAGCAUAUUUCUUUUAUAUUUCUCUUCACCACAUUAAAAACAACACAGUGUCCCACUUUGAUAUACUGUCACAUAUUUUUUCUUUCGAUUUUUAACAUCUUUAAAAGUUGAUGAAAUAACGUUCGUAGAAAGUCUAUCACUAGGCAAUAAUUGACAACUUUCAUUUUCAAAUAAUUACUACUUUGAAAUUAGAGCUUGUGAUCUGUGAAUAAACCGAAGUAAAUUAAUAUAGUAUAAAAUAAGAAAAUUUGUUACGUUUUCUAGUUUUGUUGUUUGAUUUGGUAUUUGAGCCCUUUCAUUUCAGUGUUGUUCUAUAUGAAUACUGCUCAUAUAAAUCAUAAAAGUGUAAAACGUAUACCAAAUUAUUGUACCAUAUUUAUAAUAUAGUUAGUUAUUCUAAUUAACUUUCUCGUAUAUGAGAGAAAUGGGUAUUGCUUGUAGUCGGAAUAAAAGCUAGAUACAAUGUUAGGUUUAAUUUUAAAUUUUUAUUAAAUUAUUAUCACUAUUAUUAUUUUGAAUUGACUUUUAUAUAAGAGCAAUGAUGACUUAUUCUUUUCAAACUUAUAUGUCAGACUAAUCGCGGGCAACAGACUAUUGGUUUUAUUCUGUACAACAAGCGAUUAAAUCCAUUUCAAAAUUAUGCAUCAAAUCUGUCAUGUUUUUCUACAUUUUGUUACCUUUUUGUUUAAGUGAUAAAUAAUAAUUGGAAGAUAAUUAAUGUAAAUAGCUAAAAUUGUGUGAUUGUCUCUUUUUGUGGACAUAUUUUUAUUAAAAGUUUACAAAAUAUUCAAAAGAGAUGUGAUGUAUAAUAUAAUGCAAAUACUUUGUGUUUCAGUAGAACCUUCUCCAAAUUGUUAAUAAAUUGUUUACGCUGAUAUGAAA
Messenger RNA from Neodiprion fabricii, 9001 nucleotides. It is a transcript of the gene pcx, whose product is annotated as pecanex-like protein 1. NCBI's taxonomy places the organism in Eukaryota, Metazoa, Arthropoda, Insecta, Hymenoptera, Diprionidae. Gene Ontology annotation, cellular component: endoplasmic reticulum; membrane. The transcript has 16 exons. The record is from RefSeq and is a predicted model, not a curated record. The coding region runs from base 348 to 7202 and encodes 2284 amino acids. Gene Ontology annotation, biological process: endoplasmic reticulum organization.